This is a messenger RNA of Larimichthys crocea (large yellow croaker), 1576 nucleotides long. RefSeq names its product probable 2-ketogluconate reductase. The record is from RefSeq and is a predicted model, not a curated record. Lineage: Eukaryota; Metazoa; Chordata; Actinopteri; Sciaenidae. Bases 179 to 1279 code for a protein of 366 amino acids. Gene Ontology annotation, cellular component: cytosol. Gene Ontology annotation, molecular function: glyoxylate reductase (NADPH) activity; hydroxypyruvate reductase [NAD(P)H] activity; NAD binding. The transcript is spliced from 7 exons.
UGUUGCUGCUGCAGUGUCUCACGUUUAAUCAGCUGAAUCUUUCUCUAACGCAACCGCAGAUGUUAUCAAAGACCUGCUAAAUACCUUCCUGUGUCCUCUUAACCCUCAGUUUCUGCUCCUCAAAAGUCAGGAAACAGCAGGGUUGAGAAAAACUCCUCAGGUUCCAGCUGAAGCCAUAAUGCAAAGUCUCCACUAUGUCAAGUUUAUGAGGAGACUGUGGGGUCCAGCACAAGCACACCGGCUUCUUAAAGUGACAGGCAUGCACAGAUCUGGCUGUCAAAUGCAACACAAAAAGGCAAUGGAGGACAACAAGCCAUGGGCUCUGAUCUCAGAGGUGGGCGAACAAGGUUACAUUGAAGAAGUCACUGACAUAAUGAAAAAACACUUUCAAAUCAUCUGCCACAAAGACUUCCUUCAAAACCCCCAGCUGCACGGCCCUAAAAUCCAGGCCAUGUUUGUGUGGAAUGCAUUUCCUGAAGCUGAGCCUGCUCUGCUUGGAUCACUUCCCUCCCUGAAGGUGGUCGCCAAUGGAGGAGUGGGCAUCGACCACCUGGAUGUGCCGUACAUCAACAGCCUCGAAGUGAAGGUGACCAACACGCCCGAUGUGGUGACCGAUGCAACUGCGGAUAUGGCACUGGGUCUGCUUCUGGCAUCUGCAAGGAAGAUAGUUGAAGGUCACCAAAUAGCUGUGAACCCCAAGACCACCCAUAUACCUCAAAGCCUCAUGGGAGUUGAAGUUGCAGGGUCCACUAUGGGGAUUAUUGGAAUGGGACGCAUUGGCUGCAAAAUCGCUCAAAGAGGCAAAGGGUUUGACAUGAAGAUCCUGUAUCACAACAGGAACAGGAGGAGUGUUGAAGAUGAGCAGGCAUUGGGGGCGAGUUACUGUGAGAAUAUGGAUGACCUGCUGAAAGAGUCGGACUUUGUCGUGCUGGCGGUCAACCUUACCCCUGAAACCACAGGCCUGAUCAGCCACAGAGAGCUGUCCCUCAUGAAACGCACAGCAACAUUGGUCAACGUCAGCAGAGGUCUGGUUGUGGACCAGGAUGCUUUAGUCAAAGCUUUGCACUCUGGAACGAUUCAUGCGGCAGCGUUAGACGUAACUCACCCUGAACCUUUACCAAGGGAUCAUCCUCUUCUUAGCCUCCCUAAUGUGCUGAUUACCCCCCACGUUGGCACCAACACUUACACUACAACAAGAAAGAUGGUUCAGAAGAUGGUAGAAAAUGCUGUGGCUGCAGUGAAAGGCCAACCUGUUCCCAAUGAAGUCAAACCAAAUUGAUGUCACUGAUGGUACCUCAUCUGUCAGUAGUAAGAAGUGUUUUCCUACUGCAAGAUGAAGUACUUUUAUCUUUCAGAAAUUGUUUUUGGUUGUACAGUGUUCUGUACAAUUACCUGCCAUUACUACCACUACUGCUAUAAUGAUAAUGUAUGUUACAUUAAGAGAACUAGUGUAACAAUUAGCACUAUGUUUGUAUGAAAUUACAUGAUGAUUACAACUUUUUUUUUACAACUGUUUUGAACAGUUGAAUGUUUCUGAACAUGCUGCACAAUCUAAAUAAAAAAAGAUGAUAAAGUU